Messenger RNA from Dreissena polymorpha, 752 nucleotides. RefSeq names its product heavy metal-binding protein HIP-like. Bases 82 to 708 code for a protein of 208 amino acids. The transcript is spliced from 3 exons. Gene Ontology annotation, molecular function: protein binding. The record is from RefSeq and is a predicted model, not a curated record. NCBI's taxonomy places the organism in Eukaryota, Metazoa, Mollusca, Bivalvia, Myida, Dreissenidae.
CAAGAUAAAACACGCACGUGUCUGUGAACGCAACAGGUAGCGGGAAUCGAUUCCACAAACGAAGAGUAUUUAAAGAGAAAGAUGUUACGUUAUGCUAAUUUGCAAAUCAUUAUGCUGAACGUCGCUGUCUAUUUCCUGCUUGUGUUGGCUGUUGACUGCACCGUGCCGAGCAAACGGUUUAUUGUAGAGGUCGAUCUUCCGGAACUUUUGCAGCGAUUGGAUGGUUUGACAAGUACAGUGAAUGAUUUAAAAUUGCAGAAUGCAGACCUUCUACGGAAAUAUGAUUACUUGCAAGUCAAAUGCAAUCAUCCGCCGGUGGCAUUUAAAGCACACCUAACUUCCCCUAUCAGUCCAGGUGCAAACCAGCGCAUCAUUUUUGAUGACGUACAACUGAACACCGGUAACGCCUAUCAUCGACACCUAGGCGGAUUCCUUGCACCUUUGAAUGGCACCUACCUGUUUUCGGUUUCUGUCUGCUCGGACAAUGGUCAUUAUAUAGUACUUGAUUUGAUGAAAAACGCCGGCCUUAUUGGGAGGGUACUAGCAGGGGAUUCUGUCUACAACGACUGCUCCUCGGAUACUUCAAUUGUGGAACUGAAUGCAGGGGACGAAGUGUAUGUUCAGCAUCAUGCGUCAAGUGGAGAUUAUGUUAAUGCUCAUCAAAAUAUACUUAACAGCUUUACCGGUGUACUUUUACAAAUACUGUAGCUUUUAUUGGAGGCACAACAACUUGAUUAAACUCUCAAACAGUC